UAAUUAGCAGCUACCAAUCCCUCCUUGUCCCCCUUCCCCUCCUCCUGGGGUUUUUGAGUGCAGUGAGGGUUCGGAUUCUUUCCUCGCCCAUCCAUCCAUCCAUGGCGUCUCUUCUUCUCCCUCCUCAAUUCGCUUGCUCCCUGUCUUGCUACCGCAUCUGGGGUCAAUUACAUUACAAGUCCAACAUUUUGGGAAAGAGUACAAAUAAGCCUAAUAUGAGGUUGCUUAACCGAAAUGUGAGUUUUGUGUCAAAGAAGAGUUCCCAAGAUGUUGCGGAAGGUGCAGGUGAUGAAGAGAGUGACGUUGAAAGCACAACGACCAAGAAAAAAGCUCCAAAACGUGGAAGAAAGAAAGCUGCCGCAGAUACACGAGAAGUGGAAACACAAGAAGGCCCAGGGGACACUCAAGAUGCUGCUAAGACAGUUAAAAGGAGAGGCCGCAAGAAAGCUGCUACUACUGCAACUGCAAGCUCAACAGAAGAGAAGGACAAGGCAAAAGAACCAAAAAAGAGGGGCAGGAAAAAAUUAAAGGCUGCUGAAGAGUUGAGUUACAAUGAAGGAGAAGAUCAGAGCAAAGAUAUGAUGCCCACUAAUGAGAGAGAUGAUCACAGUUCAGUCAAUGAUCUUGAAAGUAAAGUAGAGUCAUUGUUAUUACAAGAUGAUGGAGAGGUUGACAAUUCAAUGCCCUUAGUGUGCUGCUUUGGACCAUCUAAAUACUCAUUUAUCCCUUCUGGAAGACCUGCUAAUAGGCUAGUGGAUCAUGAGAUUCAUAGUAGAAUGAAGGAUAUGUUUUGGUCUCCUGAUGAAUUUGUGAGGGCACCUGGAGGUCCGUCAUCCAAUGUCGCCCUUGCUCUAGCAGCUCUUGGUAGUCGGGUUGUGUUUAUGGGAAAAUUAGGUGAUGAUGAGUAUGGACAAAGUCUGUUGUAUCACUUGAAUAUUAAUGGAGUUCAAACUCGAGCAGUUAGUUUGGAUCCUUCAGUGUCCACCGCCAUAUCCUUCAUGAAGGUGACGAGCAGAGGUAGCUUGAAAACAAACUGCGUUAAACAUUGUGCUGAGGAUUAUUUUCUGCAAUCUGAUAUCAAUCCAGAUGUUCUAAAAGAGGCUAAGAUGUUUUACUAUAAUUCGUCAGCUUUGCUUGAGCCGACUACACGGUCAUCAUUGUUAAAAGCAAUUGAGAUCUCCAAGAAAUUUGGUGGGAUAAUAUUCUUUGAUCUUAAUCUUCCAAUGCCACUAUGGUCAUCCAGUAAGGAGACCAAAUCGCUCAUCAAGGAAGCAUGGGAAGCUGCUGAUAUUAUUGAAGUCACAAAACAGGAAAUUGAAUUCCUCUGUGGUAUUAAACCAUCUGGGAAAUCUGACACGGAAGACGAUGAAAAAUCCAAAUUCAAACACUACAGCCCGGAAGUUGUUAUGAAAUUGUGGCAUGCCAAUCUCAAAGUCCUCUUUGUGACCAAUGGGACCUCGAAGAUUCACUAUUACACAGAAAAGCACAACGGUUGGGUACGUGGGACAGAAGACGCACCAAUUACUCCGUUCACCUGUGAAAUGUCACAAUCAGGCGAUGCCAUUGUUGCAGCCCUCAUGAAUAUGCUGUCAAUCAAUCCUCACCUGGUGACAGACAAGGUUUACCUGCACAAGACAGUGAAACAUGCCAUUAAAUGCGGUGUGAUUGACCAGUGGUUGGUUGCAAGAGAGCGGGGUUUUCUUCCCAGGGAAAGGGCAGAUUAUCCAACCAGUGAGCAGGAUGAAGUGAGAUUCAUCACAGAAAAGGAAUACCGAACACUUCCUGAUGUCAUGCAACCAGUGAAUUCAUCAAACAGCGAGCUUGCACACGUGGAGUGACUGAAAAAAUGUGGAGGCUGUCAACAUCUAAAUACUGGAUUUCUCUACCUGUUUGCAGGAAUUGCCCACUCUUAACUGGAGUUAGUAUUCAGAAGUAGUUUAACCCUGCAGUUUAUGGGUUCGUUGAGCAUAGGAUAGUAGCCUCAGGAGUAGUACUAACACACACCGGCAAAGUCAAUUUUGUACCGAGAUUUUGUUGUAAAUGUGACUCAUGUCAAAACAUUUCCCCACGACGAUAUCUAUGUUAGCUCUAUCUGUUUGGAACAACCAUUAUAUCAGAUGCCCCCAUUUUCAAUCUUA
Brachypodium distachyon (stiff brome) is the source of this 2138-nucleotide messenger RNA. Its product is annotated as fructokinase-like 2, chloroplastic. The record is from RefSeq and is a predicted model, not a curated record. The transcript is spliced from 5 exons. Gene Ontology annotation, cellular component: chloroplast nucleoid. NCBI's taxonomy places the organism in Eukaryota, Viridiplantae, Streptophyta, Magnoliopsida, Poales, Poaceae. Bases 102 to 1838 code for a protein of 578 amino acids. Gene Ontology annotation, biological process: plastid transcription; chloroplast organization; etioplast organization.